Molecule: messenger RNA, 834 nt
Organism: Phytophthora infestans T30-4
Lineage: Eukaryota; Oomycota; Peronosporomycetes; Peronosporales; Peronosporaceae
Product: sporangia induced sperm flagellar protein
Exons: 3
Coding region: 1-834 (277 amino acids)
Biological process (GO): regulation of cytoskeleton organization
Cellular component (GO): axoneme
Molecular function (GO): microtubule binding
Source: RefSeq, a predicted model, not a curated record
AUGAUGGAUCUACCGCUUGAUGACGAGACGCUGCAGCGUGUGUACGCCUGGAUCGACGAGAUCCCGCUUUCCCGGCCCAAGAAGAGCAUUGCUCGCGACUUUAGCGAUGGGAUACUAGCAGCAGAAGUAGUGGCCUUUUACUUCCCGAAGCUCGUGCAGAUGCACAACUACAGCGCAGCCAAUUCCAUCAAGCAGAAGCAAUACAACUGGAACACACUCAAUCGGAAAGUGUUCAGGAAGCUUCAUAUUUCUCUUUCGAAAGAGGAUGUCGAUGACCUGGUGCAGUGUCAAUCAGGCGCAAUAGAGCAUCUACUGGUGAAACUUCAAAUUAAGAUUGCCAAUUACCGUGAGAAGCGUCCGUCAUAUUCUUUAGUGCCUCAAGCGGUGAAUGAUAAUGUAGAUGAUACAAGCAGCGCUAUCUCCGGAAACACAGCAGUAGCUGGCACGGUGGCUAACGGAAGCCCUUUUGCUGGUAGCAACCGUGCGAUGCAACCUUCAGUUGACAAAUUCAGUGACUCGCGUGAGCUGUUGACACCAAUGCAAGAUUUAUCCAUGCAGGACGGCGGCGACAUGAGUAGAUACAUGGAAGCGCCAGUAGCACCGGUGCAUCCCAUGGAUUCAAUUGGGAAAUCAUACACAUCAAGCAGCGAGAGCUCAAAGAGCGAACACGCACGUCAAGAGCUGGCGGAGAAGGACAACGUCAUUGCAGAGCUUCGUGAGACCGUCCAAAUCCUGGAAAUGAAAGUGCAGAAACUCGAGCAACUUGUGCGACUCAAAGACGGAAAAGUUCAAACGCUUGUGGCCAAACUGCGCUCUCAAAAACCACAAAUAUGA